GGUUUCUCCCUCUUUGAUAUUCCCUUUAUCGUUCCUUCUUCUUUCUGCUCGUCUUUGCUCGUGUUGGCAUGACCCACUCCUUCACCGACUCGAUGGUGAACCCACUAGGCGAGAAACAUUCUACAAUGAAGACAUCAGCGACGACGACAACGACGGCGACGGACGGCCCAUCUUCCUCCAACGCCUCCACCACCGUCAACAUGCCACUCUCUUCGUCCACCCCGUCCCAGAAGACAACCUUUAUCCUCUCCUUCCUCGGCCUACUGUCCAUCAACCUCGUCGCCGCGGUCGAUUCCUCCGCGCUGUCCGUCUCCCUCCCCAUCAUCGCCGAAACCUUCCGCGCCAGCGCCCUAGAAGCCUACUGGGCAGGCACGAGUUUCGUCCUGGCCUCGGCGGUGCUAGUUGCGCUGUUUCCGGCCUUUUCGAAUGCCUUUGGACGGAAGCCGGUGCUGUUGGUGGCGUUGGGGUUGUUUGUGGUCGGGACGGUGGUUGCGGGGGCGAGCGUGGAUGUGCGGAUGUUGCUUGCUGGACGCGCGGUGCAGGGCGCGGGGAGUGGGGGGUUGUCGGCGAUGACAUAUGUGGUCAUCGCAGACCUCUUACCUUUGCAUAAGCGACCAGCAGCGAUGGCCGUGAUCAGCCUGAUCUGGUUGGUAGGCUCUGCACUCGGACCGAUCCUGGGUGGAGGUUUCAGUCAAUCUGCAACGUGGCGGUGGAUUUUCUGGAUCUGCCUUCCUUUCGCAGGAAUCAGCUUCAUCCUCGUCUCGCUCUUCCUCAAGACGCCGCACCGCAGCUUGCACCCCAAAGCAGCAAUGAAGCAGAUCGACUGGUUCGGCACAGGCCUCUUCGUCGCCACGCUGACAAGUUUCCUCAUCUCGCUAUCCUGGGGCGGGACAAUGUUCGCCUGGUCAUCCUACCACACCAUCGUGCCACUGGUCCUCGGCGCCUGCGGGCUACUCGUCUGGCUCGUGUACGAGAAAUCCAUCCCGAAAACACCCCUGCUCCCUCUCGCCGUGCUAGGAAACCUCACCCUCCUCUCAAGUUUCCUGGGGACCUUCCUCAUGGGCAUCGCGCAAUUCGGCCUACUCUACUACCUGCCGCUCUACUACCAAGUGAUCCUCGGCUACACGCCCCUCGCCGCCGGCGCCGCCCUCCUCGUGCAAUGCGCCGCCGUCGGGCCCAUCGCCGCCUUUUCCGGCGCAUAUAUGACCCGGACGGGCCGAUACCGCGUCUUGGCGUGGAUCGGCUGGGCCUUCAUGAUCCUCGGCUACGGAUUGCUGCAGUUGCUCGGCCCGGAGACUUCCGUGCCCGCCUGGUUCUUCAUCAAUCUGCCCUCGGGCGUCGGCUUGGGUUUCCUCUUCGCCAGCCUCCCCAUCGCGGCCCAGGCGGCGGCGCCGCCGGAACAUAUGGCCAUCGCGGCGGGUCUGACCCCGUUUUUCCGGAACGUGGGCCAGGCGCUCGGGAUCGUGCUGGGGAACAGCGUGUUCCAGAACGUCCUGCGAGAUGAAUUGCAGCGGGUGUCGGAGCCGCCUUUUCUGCAGGAUCAUGCGGUUGAGAUUGUGAAUAAUUCGGCGACGGUCGAGUUGCUCCGCGCUUGGUUCGCGAAUCCGGAAUACGGCGAACAGGCCAUGCGGGAUUAUGUUGUUGCUUUGAGGAUGAUUUGGUGGACGUUGUUCGCUUGUGCGUGUGCGGGUGGGGUGCUAUCGUUGGGCAUGAAGCAGAUUGCGCUCAAGAGGCCUGCUGCUGCUGCUACUGGGGCUGUGAAUGCUGCAGAGUCUGGGAAGCUUGAUGAC
Messenger RNA from Dissoconium aciculare CBS 342.82, 1790 nucleotides. Its product is annotated as MFS general substrate transporter. Gene Ontology annotation, biological process: transmembrane transport. Lineage: Eukaryota; Fungi; Ascomycota; Dothideomycetes; Mycosphaerellales; Dissoconiaceae. Gene Ontology annotation, molecular function: transmembrane transporter activity. The annotation marks the transcript as partial. The record is from RefSeq and is a predicted model, not a curated record. The transcript is spliced from 3 exons.